Messenger RNA from Peromyscus eremicus (cactus mouse), 2355 nucleotides. RefSeq names its product cholinergic receptor muscarinic 4 (gene Chrm4). Gene Ontology annotation, cellular component: synapse; dendrite; plasma membrane. The transcript has a single exon. Gene Ontology annotation, molecular function: G protein-coupled serotonin receptor activity; G protein-coupled acetylcholine receptor activity. The coding region runs from base 124 to 1656 and encodes 510 amino acids. Lineage: Eukaryota; Metazoa; Chordata; Mammalia; Rodentia; Cricetidae. Gene Ontology annotation, biological process: G protein-coupled receptor signaling pathway, coupled to cyclic nucleotide second messenger; chemical synaptic transmission; adenylate cyclase-inhibiting G protein-coupled acetylcholine receptor signaling pathway. The record is from RefSeq and is a predicted model, not a curated record.
GCCCUGAGCUGGUUACAGCUCCUGGCCCCUCCGAGGCUCUCGGUAAAGUGAGUGAAAUCUGAGGAACAGAGUCCCCUGACAUUUUCCUGGACGAAAUUCCUCCUGCCACAGUGGCUCCUGGUAAUGUCUGUGUAUCCCCUCAUCCUCUUCAACAAUUCACUCCUUCCCUGUCUCCUUCCUCCUCCAGCCCCUGCCCACCUGUAUCCAACUGGAAUCAGCAUGGCGAACUUCACACCCGUCAAUGGCAGCUCAGCCAAUCAGUCUGUGCGCCUGGUCACGGCAACCCACAACCACCUGGAGACAGUGGAGAUGGUGUUCAUUGCCACGGUGACGGGCUCCUUGAGCCUGGUGACUGUUGUGGGGAACAUCCUGGUGAUGCUGUCCAUCAAGGUCAACAGACAGCUGCAGACAGUCAACAACUACUUCCUGUUCAGCCUGGCGUGUGCCGACCUCAUCAUAGGUGCGUUCUCCAUGAACCUCUACACCGUGUAUAUCAUCAAGGGCUACUGGCCCCUGGGCGCGGUGGUCUGUGACCUGUGGCUGGCUCUGGACUAUGUAGUGAGCAACGCCUCUGUCAUGAACCUUCUCAUCAUCAGCUUUGACCGCUACUUCUGCGUCACCAAACCCCUCACCUACCCCGCCCGCCGCACUACUAAGAUGGCAGGCCUCAUGAUUGCAGCUGCCUGGGUCCUGUCCUUUGUGCUCUGGGCCCCUGCCAUCUUGUUCUGGCAGUUUGUGGUGGGCAAGAGGACGGUGCCUGAUAACCAGUGUUUCAUCCAGUUCUUGUCCAACCCGGCAGUGACCUUUGGCACUGCCAUUGCUGCCUUCUACCUUCCCGUGGUCAUCAUGACGGUGCUGUAUAUUCACAUCUCACUGGCCAGCCGCAGUCGAGUCCACAAGCAUCGACCUGAGGGCCCCAAGGAGAAGAAGGCCAAGACUCUGGCUUUCCUCAAGAGCCCCCUGAUGAAGCCGAGUAUCAAGAAACCUCCGCCAGGGGGCGCUUCUCGAGAGGAACUGCGCAACGGGAAGCUAGAAGAGGCCCCUCCGCCAGCCCUGCCCCCGCCUCCGCGCCCAGUGGCCGACAAGGACACUUCCAAUGAGUCUAGCUCGGGCAGUGCCACCCAGAACACCAAGGAACGGCCACCCACAGAGCUGUCCACCACAGAGGCCACCACACCAGCCCUGCCCGCCCCUACCCUGCAGCCACGAACCCUCAACCCAGCUUCCAAAUGGUCCAAGAUUCAGAUUGUAACAAAGCAGACGGGCAAUGAGUGCGUGACAGCCAUCGAGAUUGUACCCGCCACGCCAGCCGGCAUGCGCCCAGCAGCCAAUGUGGCCCGAAAGUUCGCCAGCAUCGCUCGUAAUCAGGUGCGCAAGAAGCGGCAGAUGGCGGCCCGCGAGCGCAAAGUGACUCGGACCAUCUUUGCCAUCCUGCUGGCCUUCAUCCUCACCUGGACACCCUACAAUGUCAUGGUCCUGGUGAACACCUUUUGCCAGAGCUGUAUCCCCGAGAGGGUGUGGUCCAUCGGCUACUGGCUCUGCUACGUCAACAGCACCAUCAACCCUGCCUGCUAUGCGCUCUGCAAUGCCACUUUCAAAAAGACCUUCCGGCACCUCCUGCUGUGCCAGUAUCGGAACAUCGGCACAGCCAGGUAGACAGGCAGGUGCCCUAGGAGGUGCUGGUGUCAUGAGUGUGUACCGGGGAACCACAUGGGCUCACCGGCUGUGGAGGAGAGAGUAGGCGGCCCCAUUCUGAGUUCGCAUCUGCUAAAGAGAACAGGUCUCUUAGACAGUGAGGCACCAGAAGCUCUUCGCUGGGUCUGGAGAGCAGAUCUCUACGGAAGCCCAGGAGGCUUAGCCCAGGGAGGGUCUGAACUGGCACCACCUGGCCCCUACCUGUCACCCUGCCUCAGGAAGACGGGGAACAACGGCUGGAGUGGGCAGCUGCCCUGUCAAGGCCAACUAUCAGCAGAGGUGGAAGAAGGAACAGGAGAGCAGAGGCCAGGAGCAUCUGGAGAGGAGCAAAGGAGCCAGGCUUGGAAGGGUGGGGUACCCCGUUCUGCUGUAAUCGGUGCUUUCUGCCUCUCUGCACCCCCCCUCCCCCUGCAUGUAGGCUCAGCCUUUUCCUUGCACCCAAGUCCCACUCCGGGGUGAGAGAUUUUCCUGCCUGCUCAGCCAGGCUCUGGGUGGGGGAAAGCCAGCCUGAGGUGCCUGUCACUUCUGUCCCUUCCCUGCCCAGCAGUCACAUAUGGAUGGGGCAACUGGGAAGCCAAGGCAAGAUACAGACUCCAGGGGACCAAGACUGGUGGUCUUGCUAUCAAGAGCACACCCCCCCCCCCAGGUCACACAUCCAAU